Molecule: messenger RNA, 1603 nt
Organism: Adineta steineri
Lineage: Eukaryota; Metazoa; Rotifera; Eurotatoria; Adinetida; Adinetidae
Source: the annotation of a GenBank genome assembly
AUGUUAAAUUCAGAAAAAGUACAAUUAACUUUGUUAUCAAAAAAUGCAAGUUGUUCGAUAUUAUUAACAAAUACAUCUGAUAUAAUUUUGAUCAAACUGCAACAAGUGUUUUCAGUCGAUGAUAUCUUUCGUUUUACUUAUCAAUGCUCUAAUUUUACUAAUAAAAUAGAAGUAUUUUGGCGUUUAUGGCCUUUGAAUACCACAUGUUUAGUAUCUCUCCAAUGUUCUUUUACAAAUAUUUUAACACAUUCAACAUCAAAAGAACUAUUUUUGAAAGAACAAAAUGCUGUUUCAUCUUGGUUUGAUUUACAAUAUGAAACAUUUAUUGAUCAAAGAUUAUCAAAACAAAUAAAUAAGAGUAGAAAUUUAGUGCCAUUUGAAAUAGCAAAAAAUCGAAAUGUAUGCUCAAGUGAAUUUCAAAAUUGGAUUUUAGACUAUGAAAAAUGGCAUGAAAAUAUAACAUUUAAUCUUAAUAAUGGAUUAAUGACAAUAGAAGAACAACGUGAUCGUAUAAUUGAACUUGAUGUUCGUUUUUUAAUUUAUGAAAAACCAGAUACAUCAGGUAUUGCCGAUCGAAUAAUUCAUAUGAUUUCAACAUAUUUAGUUGCAUUAUUAACAAAAAGAUUAUUCAUAUUUGAUAAAAAUUGGUCUGAAUUUACUGAUAUUAUGCAAUCAAGUUUAAACUAUGAACAAAACUUAGUUAUACCAUGGAUUCAACAACUUAAUUCACUUAAUAAAAAUUUAAAUAAAACUCAUCGAAAUUAUUUGUCAUCAAAUAGUCGAUGGUUUUCUUUGGAUCGAUUUCAGAAAGAUUAUGAUUAUGAUAGAAUGUUUCCUGAACGUAUUUUAACAUUUAGAGGACAUACAGGUGGUGUUAUACAAACUAUUCGUUCAAGCUCAAGUAUUUAUAAAAAGUUUUUAACUGUCGAUCUUCGAAUGCACACAGAUAAUAUGUUUGGAUGUCUUUAUCAAUCUCUUUUUACAUAUAAACUAUCUGAAUUAAUCAAAAGAGUUCCAUUUAGUUCUUCAUAUGUUCAAAUAGGUCAUUCAUCUCAAUUCAUUUUACAAACACUUUUAUCACCAAUAUUUUAUCCAAUUGGAGUUCAGAUUCGUGCUGGUGAUGCAACAAUGAAUGAAAAAAAUAUUGAUCAAUCAAAAGUUAAUUCAAAUCUUGAUGAAAUAAUUGGUAAAUAUCAAAACUUUUUUACAUGUGCUCAACAAAUAAUUAGAAAGAAUGAAAAAUUAUUUAAUGAAACAAAUCGAACUCCAGUUAUUUUUCUUUUGGCUGAUGGUUUGGAAAUUCGUCGAGCAGCUUUAAAACGUUGGCAAUUCUCAUUCGAAUGUUCGAAUUCAUCUAACAAAGAAUGUCGAUUAAAUUCUACUGAUUUACAUAUACUAUCAAGUGCAGAUCCUGUUUUUCAUGUAUCACAAACUACAAAUCGAAUGUUAGCUUUUCAGUUGGGAAUGUUUGAUAUUUUUCUUUAUAGUUUAUGUGAACAACAUCUGAUUAGUAGAGAGAGUGGUUUUGGUCGUUUUUCUGCCUUUGCAUCUCUGAAACAACGAAACAUCUAUUCACUGAAUCUUAAUGAAAACAAAACAUGUU